Messenger RNA from Gadus macrocephalus (Pacific cod), 2725 nucleotides. It is a transcript of the gene gabrb3, whose product is annotated as gamma-aminobutyric acid type A receptor subunit beta3. The record is from RefSeq and is a predicted model, not a curated record. Gene Ontology annotation, cellular component: synapse; membrane; neuron projection. Lineage: Eukaryota; Metazoa; Chordata; Actinopteri; Gadiformes; Gadidae. Gene Ontology annotation, molecular function: GABA-A receptor activity; extracellular ligand-gated monoatomic ion channel activity; neurotransmitter receptor activity. Gene Ontology annotation, biological process: nervous system process; monoatomic ion transmembrane transport; signal transduction.
GGAGGGGGAGGGGGAGGAGGAGGAGGAGAGGGUUUGUGGAUGUUCUUCUGCUCUCCAGCAGCAGACCUGCACUAUGUCGACCGGAGGGCGUCCCUGUCCCAGGGCUGGGCUCCGGUGACCUCUGACCUGCAGCCCUGCUCCGCCGCGGGACUCCGUGACUCUUCCGAGGACCUGAGAGGGAACCACGAUGCGGGUCUGGUGGAUCUUACUGCUGGGCUUCUGGAGCGUGCACGGGGAGCUGCCGUUCAUAGCGGAGAACAGCGCCGCCAUGCUCAUAAACUGGAAUGCAGUCGAUGGGAACAAGAAGCUCUACGCGAUCUACGACACAAGCGUCAAUGAACCAGGAAACAUGUCGUUCGUCAAGGAGACCGUGGAUAAACUGUUGAAAGGAUACGAUAUUCGCCUUCGCCCGGACUUCGGAGGUGCGCCGGUGGCGGUGGGGAUGAGCAUAGAUGUAGCCAGUAUAGACAUGGUGUCCGAAGUCAACAUGGACUACACCCUCACCAUGUACUUCCAGCAGUACUGGAGGGACAAGAGACUGGCCUACUCAGGGAUCCCCCUCAACCUGACGCUGGACAACCGCGUGGCGGACCAGCUCUGGGUACCCGACACCUACUUCCUGAACGACAAGAAGUCCUUCGUGCACGGGGUCACGGUGAAGAACCGCAUGAUCCGGCUUCACCCCGACGGAACCGUCCUGUAUGGUCUAAGAAUCACGACCACGGCGGCGUGUAUGAUGGACCUGCGACGCUACCCCCUAGACGAGCAGAACUGCACGUUGGAGAUAGAGAGCUACGGCUACACCACGGACGACAUCGAGUUCUACUGGAAGGGAGGAGACACGGCGGUAACUGGGGUGACCCGAAUAGAGCUCCCCCAGUUCUCCAUCGUGGACUACAAGCUGGUGUCCAGGAACGUGGUGUUCUCCACAGGUGCUUACCCACGCCUCUCCCUGAGCUUUAAGCUGAAGAGGAACAUCGGCUACUUCAUCCUGCAAACCUACAUGCCCUCCAUCCUGAUCACCAUCCUGUCCUGGGUCUCCUUCUGGAUCAACUAUGACGCCUCGGCCGCCAGAGUGGCGUUAGGCAUCACCACGGUACUCACCAUGACCACCAUCAACACCCACCUGAGGGAGACCCUGCCCAAGAUCCCCUACGUCAAGGCCAUCGACAUGUACCUCAUGGGUUGUUUCGUCUUCGUCUUCCUCGCCCUGCUGGAGUACGCCUUCGUCAACUACAUCUUCUUUGGCCGCGGGCCCCAGAUGCAGAAGAAGAUGGCUGAGAAGGCCCAGAAGGCCAACAACGACCGGGAGAAGUUUGACGUGCCCAGGGUGGACUCCCAGGGCAACAUCCUGCUCAGCACCCUGGAGGUUCACAACGAGGUGGCCGGCAACCAGCUGACCACCAGUGUGCGCGAGGGCCGCAACUCCUCCUGCGUGGGCCUGGACCACCCGGUGAUCCAGCACCGCAAGCCCAGCGCACCGCUGGGCUCCAGCCGCCACAGCCUGGACCGCAACCAGAUCUCUAAUCCCCGGAAGUCCCGCCUCCGCCGGCGGUCGUCACAGCUCAAGAUCAAUCCCGACCUCACGGACGUCAACUCCAUCGACCGGUGGUCGCGGAUCAUCUUCCCGUUCGCCUUCUCGCUGUUCAACCUCAUCUACUGGCUGUAUUACGUCAACUAGCGCACGCCGCCUCGUCUGCCGCCGCUGUCGACCUGAAUCCCCCGCUGCGUAAGGUCCACCCAAGCGCCCCGCUGUGUCGUUUGUCUCGUCGGCCGUCUUCUGAAGACGAGCCAGGAGCCGUCUGUGUGUUUUGUCGGAACUGAAGAACGUAAACGUCGGUUGAAAUCCAAUCCGAUUCCUUUUCUUUUGCUUCAAAGAGUGAAGACUUUAACAAGGAAACGCGUACUUGAUUGCAACUUCCGAGCACAAAGUUGCGAUUCAGAAUCUAAAUAUGAAGAAAAUGGUUCAGUCUACGGAAAAGAUGUAUUUUUCUGAGACUUCAUGUUAACUACUGUCCUCUUCCUGGAGCUGUGGGUGGUAUGUUGGGACAGGGCAAACCCAGCCAUCUUCCCAAGAUCUGCAGCGUUGUGAAUGGAAACGGUUAUUAACAGUGCUUUAUGCCAAGUAUCACAACUGUAGCCAUGCUGUCAGUACAUCAUACAGUGUGUACUGACUGCAUAACCAAUUCUAACUUCUGUCAAGGAAACAAUGAAACAAGCAAGAUUUCUAGAUUUCACGCAUCAUGCUGUGACACUCGUUCACGUCUAUAUCACGGAAGCCAUUAUAUGCAUCCAGAUGAAGCCCCUUCUAUGUGUGUUCAUACACGUUUUUAACGAGAACAGAUUCGUAUGCCUUGAGGUUGACAAUGCAGAAUAUUCACUUGUUUUUGAAGUGCAAAAGGAAGCUUGAUCGAUCAAAGGGUUGCUGUGCUGUGUUAUGUGUAAUAAUAAGAUAUUAAAUAUGAAAAAUGUUAUUGAUAAGAUAUUGAUAAAUAUAAUAUCCAGUAUUUGGGGUUUUAUUGAUACAGACGUACGAUGACAGAACACAUACCAGCAUAAAGGAAAGAUAAGUUAUUUAUCUAACAGGCAGAGACAUCACUUUCGGUAAACCGGAAGAGAGAAUUUAUCUUUAAAUAUUUCAACAUGAAUAACCAUUAGGACAUGAUGAAUGCUGUUUUUUCUUUUCAUCUACAGAAUUAAAUCUUUAUAUUCCGGACUCCUAGAA